Molecule: messenger RNA, 2100 nt
Organism: Andrographis paniculata
Lineage: Eukaryota; Viridiplantae; Streptophyta; Magnoliopsida; Lamiales; Acanthaceae
Product: probable WRKY transcription factor 14
Exons: 3
Coding region: 387-1703 (438 amino acids)
Biological process (GO): regulation of DNA-templated transcription
Cellular component (GO): nucleus
Molecular function (GO): transcription cis-regulatory region binding; DNA-binding transcription factor activity
Source: RefSeq, a predicted model, not a curated record
CUUUCUCAUUCUCUCUCCUAUUUCAUUUCUUGGCUACCAGUUGCGUAUAUAUGGUGCAGAUGUUUUUCUUCUAUAUAUGUAUAUAUAUGUGAAAAGUCAGCGACUUCGCCAUUGUCUCUCUAGCUGGAUCGAUCCCUUACUUCGUUCCAUUCUGGUUUUUGGGUUCCUAUUUUCAGACCAAAUUAAAGUUCUGAUCUUGAGAGUAGAGAGAAGAAGAAGAAGAAGAAGAAGAAGAUCGAUUGGUGGAUUCUCUGUAGCUUCUUCAAGAACUGUGCCCUAAUUAAUUUGGAGGGGAGAGCCUGGAAAUUCUGCAUGUUCAUUGCGUCUGUCCGGUGCAAUCAUGUCAAACUGAAUCCAAGUCAAAUGAGACAGUGCCCUCAUUAAUUAUGUGCAGUUACUUCCCGAUGAAGAGGAUGGAGAAUUACCAGGGAGAUUUGAACGACGUGAUACGAGGAAGCACUGUAGGCGGCGACGUAGCACCGGCGGCGGCGUCUCAGUUCGAGUGGCAGUUUCCGAUCAAUCAGAUUACGUACUGCACCGAAGAAUUCGGCGAUCCGUUCGUUCAAUUGAGAGAUCCACUUCUUCAUGACAUCGACACUACUCCACUGCCUGCAGGAUUCUUCCACAGCAAUUCUAACAUCAUCGGAGAAAGAGGAAGCUUCGGAGACUUCGCCGCCUCCAAUAGUAACGUCGACGGUGGUAUGAACACCCUCGACGACGAUGCGAUGAAAAGGCCUUCGAAUAAUAUUUUCUCGAGGGUGUUGCAGAUCUCUCCCACCUCAAAGGCUCCGGCGUCGGAAUCUCCGGCGGCGGUUGCGUCUUCCACCAGAGCCAUGAAGAGUGCAGCAGCAGCUCCUGUUCUCCUGUCUGCAGCAGGCGAUCAAUCAUUGACGAACACAUCCAAAGGUUGCUUAAUGGAGAGCCCUGCAGGUCUGCAGAUCUCGUCUCCGCGAAACACGGGCAUCAAGAAAAGCAGGAAGGGCCAGGCAAAGAAGGUUGUUUGCAUACCUGCUCCAGCACCUGCAAACAGUAGGCCCAGUGGCGAGGUUGUCCCCUCAGAUCUCUGGGCGUGGCGGAAAUACGGACAGAAACCCAUUAAAGGUUCGCCAUAUCCGAGAGGUUAUUACAGAUGCAGCAGUUCGAAAGGAUGCUCGGCGAGGAAACAGGUGGAGCGGAGCCGAACCGACCCGAACAUGCUGGUCAUCACCUACACUUCGGAGCACAACCAUCCAUGGCCGACCCAAAGAAAUGCCCUCGCCGGUUCCACCAGGUCCCAGCCAUUCAAGCCCACCAAGAAGGCCUCAAACCCCAGGGACGAGGACCAGAAGGAAACCGCAGCCGAUCAAAACGGCGCGGCGGCGUCUGCAAUCGCAGUGAAAGAGGAGACAGAAUUGGACAAUCAAUUGGAAAUGGAGGACGCCGCCGACCAUUUCGACGAAGGGUUUCCGAGCACCUACAUGGCCAUGGAAUCCAACCUGUCCGAAGACAGCUUCUUCGCCGAUUUGGGGGAAAUCGAAGGCGAUCAUCACUCUCUGGAGAUGCUGUUCGCGAAUGGAGAGGACAAGUGUUUGGAUUCGUUCGGGUUCUAUGAGUGGGCCGUGGGGAAUAGCAGCGUUAAAUAUUCCGCCGCCGGCACGGCGACUUCUCCCGCCGCCGGCGCCACCGCGUCUGCUUAUACUGAAGCAAAAACUAGGGAUUCAUGACACAAACAAACAGACGACAGUGAGUGAUCAGUCAGAACUCAGAGAAAGACAGAAUCCAAUACUUAAAUGUGGCAGCCACUUUCAUUCCAUGCAUCAUCUCAGUUUUUUUCACGUGGGGAAGAUCACUAUUCAUAAUUAUUUCUUCUUCUUUUCUUUCAUUCUAGUUUAGCAGAGGCUGGGUCGGUCGGUUGGUUGGUUGGUUCGUUGUUAAUUACAAUAAUACACACUGAAUCCAUUAAUUAAGCACACAGCAAGUUUUACCAUGCAAAUUAUAUAUAUGUGUGUGUGUGUGUUUUUAGAUUUAGAGAGAGAAAGGGAGAGUAUCUGUAUGAUUAAUUAUUAAUUAUGUAGCUAGCUAGGCAGAAUCUUGGUGUUAAUUAAUAAAUUGAUUGAUUAG